Messenger RNA from Neoarius graeffei (lesser salmon catfish), 6160 nucleotides. RefSeq names its product SH3-domain binding protein 4 (gene sh3bp4). The coding region runs from base 350 to 3232 and encodes 960 amino acids. Gene Ontology annotation, cellular component: cytoplasm. Gene Ontology annotation, molecular function: protein binding. Lineage: Eukaryota; Metazoa; Chordata; Actinopteri; Siluriformes; Ariidae. The record is from RefSeq and is a predicted model, not a curated record. The transcript has 5 exons.
UAAGAUAUUUAUAUCUACAUUAAUUUUUAUGCUAAUUUUGUGCAAGAGAAUGCACAUUCACCUGUUCAUGCGUCAUGUUCAGGAACAAACUAACGUUAAUGGUGCUAAAACGCCUGGAGAGAACGCCCCUAGGAUUGUCCGCUUUGCUUAUACAGACUUCUCGUGCAGUGGGAAAAAAUGCCCUGCUACUGUAUGUGUUCCAUAUGUAGAAGAACUAUCGAGGAGACGACGGAGAGGACCUCGAACUUCAAUCUUCAUUUGAUCGAAUGAAAAGCUGCUGGUCACAGUUGGGAUUAAAAGAUGGAACAAGCUUCUUGACAGAGAAAGAAAUGCAGCAGGAAAACUAAACAUGGCUGCCCAUCGAAUUCGAACAGCAAAUAACAACAAUGUCAUGCCUCGCUGCAAGUCUGAGGGAACACUUAUUGAACUGAGUUCUGGAGUGUCAGAAGCCAACCUUUCCGAUGUUAAAGUGCCCAGCCCUAGCAGUUUACGACGAGAAGCUACUACCUCAAUUGAAUCUGCUAGAGAAGUCAUUGCCAUUAAAGAUUACUGUCCAUCAAACUUCACCACCCUAAAGUUUUGUAAAGGAGACCAUCUUUAUGUUCUUGACACAUCUGGUGGAGAGUGGUGGUAUGCCCAUAAUAACACAGAGAUGGGAUACAUCCCAGCAGCCUAUGUCAAGCCUGUCACACACCGAGAGUCUUUAUUCUCUGACAGUGGCAUGAUUGACAGCCUCGGAGACAUCUCUAAUGAUGGGUCCAAAGUGCUAGAGCAACGUGGAGAAUGGUCAGAGCACAUAAAACCUACAGUUCCUCAAAACGGAAACCCUUUUGCGACUAAGCGGCUGUCUCUCAACCCGUUCCUUGAUGGCUCCUUGCUAACUGAUCAAAACAGUAUCCAGAGUUCAACGGAUCACCUUGGCUUUGAUGCGUCCUCCUCUCCAGACUCAAAAAACAGCAGCAGUAUUAACGUCAGCAAGUUUGGAAGUAAUAUUUUGGAUACGUAUUGCUUGAACUCUGGCACGGAGAAAGGUCCAGUUCUUAGAAGGAACAAUCCAUUUUAUAGGAGCAAGCGUUGUUACAGCUUGUCUGAACUGUCCAUCUUGCAAUCACAGACAGACGCACCUCCAGAAUUCUUGGGGUUUUUUGGUAGCUUGAAAGCACCAUCACCCGAGCAGUUUCAAAGUAGAGAAGACUUCAAAAAUGCCUGGUUAAACCACCGCAAGUUUACAAGGUCCUGCCAUGACCUAGAUUCCAUUGGUCAAAAUCCUGGAUGGGGUCAAACACAGCCAAUAGAGACCAAUAUUGUGUGCAAACUGGACAGCUCAGGUGGUGCUGUUCAGUUACCUGAUACUAGCAUCAGCAUCCUUGUACCUGAGGGCCAUGUUGCACCAGAUGACACUCAACAGAUAUCUUUAAAGGCCUUGCUGGACCCACCAUUGGAGCUUAACAAUGACAAAUGUACUACUGUGAGCCCAGUUGUGGAGAUCAAGCUGAGUAAUAUGGAAACUAAAACCACCAUAACAUUGGAGAUGAAGGUGUCUGUCGUAGUCAAGAUGGAGAGUCGACAAACAACAGAAGUGAUCUGUGUCCGCAGUGACUGCAAGGAGGGACCCUACAUUCCAGUUCCUCAUGUUUAUAUGUAUGGAGAUACAGUCCAGGUAACUUUGGACAAUUUAGAGCCAUGCAUGUAUGUAUCAGUUGUCGCUCAAGCCCAGGUUGUAGCUCCAUACAAUACAGUCUGGGAGCAUGUUGUAAAGAAAGUUACCCUUGGCGUAUAUGGUCCCAAGCAUAUCCAUCCAUCUUUCAAGACAGUUGUUGCCUUAUUCGGCCAUGAUUGUGCUCCAAAAACAUUAUUAGUAAGUGAGGCUAAAAUGCAGUCUCGCUGUAUUCCACCAGUAUCCCUCCAACUCUGGGGAAAACACCAGUUUGUACUUGCAAAGCCUCAAGAUCUUAAGGUUGGUCUGUAUUCCAACAUCACAAAUUUUGAAGUGAAAAUUAGUGAGCAGACAAAGGUGGUGAGGAGUUUUCAGCUGAAACUUGGCAAAGUAUCGCGCCUCAUCUACUUGAUAUCUGCUCGAGAUCCAGACAACAUCUCGGACUUCACAUUGCGCAUUCAGGUUAAAGAUGACCAGGACUGCAUCCUUGCUCAGUUCUGUGUUCAGACACCACCUCCUCCACCAAAGGUCGCAACAAGCUCGGUGCAGCGGCGCUUUUUAAAGAAAAAAGAAAAGCACAAGUCUGUACUGUUACCGCUCAUCGGAGACACAAAGUACCCUGUGUUUCAGGACAGACCAGUCAAAAAUAUCAAGUUUGGAAAGAUGCUAAAAACUGUCCUUCGGCAGACAAAGAGCCAGUAUUUGCUGGAGUAUGUCAAAGGGGAUGUGAUGGCACUUUUGACUGAAGAAAAAAUCAAACUUAAAGGGCAUCUUUGGACCAAGGAGUGGUAUAUUGGAUACUAUCUUGGUCGAAUUGGAUUGGUACAUGCCAAGAACAUUCUUAUAAUGGGAAAAGUCAAGCCAGUUAAUUUAAAGGGGCCUGAGCUAACAUCUGCUGUUCUUUUAGACCAAAUUCUAAUCCCCUGCAAAUGCCUCACUUACAUGUAUUCCUCAUUGAGGACUAUACUGAUGGAAAACAUAAAUAGCUGGAGAGCAUUUGCUGAUGCCUUGGGCUAUGUCAACCUUCCUCUGGCACACUUUUCUCGUACUGAGCUGAACAGUGAGCCAGAAAAAGUGGCCUGUGUUCUUGAGAAGCUUAAAGAAGACUGCAACUCAUCUGAAGUAAAGCAAAGGAAGUCUUUCCAGAAGGAGCUCUUUACGGCUCUGUUGAAACUGGACUGUCAGGGGCUGGUGGCUCGGCUGCUGAAGGACUUUGCGCUUCUCACUGCAGCAGUGGAAGUGUCUGACCGCUGGAGAGAGCUUGCGGAAAAACUUUCCAAAGUGUCACGUAAACAGAUGGAUUCUUACGAGGCUCCUUACCGAGACACAGAUGGCGUGAUAGAGAGCGAGGCCAUGUGGAAGCCGGCAUAUGAUUUCCUGGUAACGUGGGCAGCCCAGAUCGGUGACAGUUACAGGGACAUACUCCAGGACCUUCACACUGGCCUUGACAGAAUGAAGAAUCCCAUCACCAAGCGCUGGAGACACUUAACAGGAGCACUAAUACUCAUCAACUGCCUGGACCUCUUACGGAGCACCGCCUUCAGCACCGCCCCCCAGGACGACUGUGCCAUAUAGACGUCACGGAUGUGGCCGAAACGACACCCUAUUCACAAUAUAGUGCAAUAUACAGACAGUAUGAUAUACUGUAUAUCAUGUUCAAAAGUCUCAUGGCAAAAUCCAUGCCAUAAAAUGUAACAUGUACCCAUAAUCCUCAGUGCACAACCUGAGCAGUUGAAAUAACUGAUUUUAAGCAUUUUGAUUUUCCUUCAUCGUUUCCUUAGCUUCCCACUGGCAUCUUAAUAGCUGUUUCAUGACUCCUGAGGGGACAAAGGGAUCAAGUCCUCAUGAUUGUAGAUACUCUUUUUAAAAUGUAAUAAAAUAGUGGUGUUUGUAAAUUAGCUAGCUAAUUAGCAAGCUGAUCGGAUCAAAUACUGUACUAUCUUGUAUAACCAAGAACUAAAUCAAAUUCCAGUUGUUCAGAGACUGUUAAGGUAAUUGGCCGUGCCUCUGAUACACACUUCCUAGUGAACAGGGAAACAACCAGGUAGUGUUAGAAACACUAUAGGAAAGGAUGAACUGUGGCUUUAAACUAGGGUCCAUCACACUGGCAAUUCACAUAGACAGUUUAUCAUUUCAUGAAAUAGGCUUGGUGAAGAACGUAUGCUUCCUGAGAUGGUUAUGAACCCCUGACUGAGAAAGAUCUCACGAUUACAGCAAAGUAAUACAAAGAUCUAAGACUGAUAACGAUCAAAUGCAGCACUGUGUGCUUAUCUGGUUUCAUCAUGAGUAACAGCAGUUGCCUUCUCAACUGCUCCAGAGUAGUGUUGUCAAGACCACCUAAACUGAGACCAAGUCAUGACCAAGACCAAGACUUUGAGGGGUUGAGAUCAAGGCAGGGCAAGACAGAGAAAAGACCAGAACCAGGCCAAUGGGUAUGAAAGGGGAUGCGGGGGAGGGGUGACAGCCAUUAACAGGAAAAACAUUUUCAAAUUAGCAACAAGUCACGUUAUUGGUCGCAUUUGAAGCAGGAAGUUUUACAUCCAAUCACAGUAAUGAUCUCAUCUCAUUAUCUCUAGCCGCUUUAUCCUGUUCUACAGGGUCACAGGCAAGCUGGAGCCUAUCCCAGCUGACUACGGGCGAAAGGCGGGGUACACCCUGGACAAGUCGCCAGGUCAUCAUAGGGCUGACACAUAGACACAGACAACCAUUCACACUCAAUUUAGAGUUACCGGUUAACCUAACCUGCAUGUUUUUGGACUGUGGGGGAAACCGGAGCACCCGGAGGAAACCCACACGGACACGGGGAGAACAUGCAAACUCCGCACAGGAAGGCCUUCGCCGGCCACGGGGCUUGAACCUGGACCUUCUUGCUGUGAGGCGACAGCGCUAACCACUACACCACCGUGCCACCCACAGUAAUGAUGUUAACAAAUAUUAGACAACGCACAGGCAAUUUAGCAAAAUCCCCACAGUUGUGGUCUUGGCCGGUCUGGAAAUAAAAUCCAGAAUCUCUAUGUCCGAGACCAAGUAAAAAUGUGGCGAUUCCAAGACCUUCAAAAAGUGGUCUUUAGACCAGUCUUAAGUACUACAACAGAGUCCCUGGUUCAAUCAUGUGUUUUAUGAGCUCAUCGUCUGGGUGGAGUUCCACAAGCCCUCUCCAUGUCAAUGUGGGUUGACAUCUGGGGUCUCCAGUUUUCUUCCAUCUCCCAAAAAAAACAUGGUGGAUGGAUGUGUGUGUGAUACCCUGCAAUGGGCUUCAAUCUCAUACACCAUGUAUUUCCACCGUCUUUGUGCCCAGUGUUCCUGGGACAGGCUCUGAAUCCACCACAACCCUGACCAGGAUAAAGCCCUUACUGAAGAAUGAAUGAAUAUAUCUAUACUGAAUGGUUAGUUAACUUUUUUUUUUCAUUCAAAGUUUUCCAAACCUAAAUAUCAACCUCUGUAUCUUGUAUCAUAUUUUUGACACUGAAAUGUACCGUAUAUUUCAAUGAAAUAGGCAACCUGACAAUCGGUAAUGUCAAACUACUGACUGAACAAUCAUCAUGUGCUAAAAUGUGUGUGAACAAAGAGUUCAGACUCAACAUAUGAUCAGCUGUUAGACCUAUUUCCAAGAGAAUAAAGAGCAUCAUGGAGUUCACAAUGCACUCAAUUCCAUUUUGCGCACCUUAAUGUUCACACGGCUGAACUCAAACCUGUGAAUUGAUUGUGUUUGAAUCAUGGACGUUUCCCAUCAAUUGUAUCCGUUUCAUAUGUAUUAUACACCUUCUGAAUUCAAGCAAGAUGUUUACUCUAAGACUGUUGAUGUCCAUGAACCGCCGGAAAACCAAACUACAAAAAAAAAACCACACACACACGUUGUUAAGUAUUGAUAUUAUUUACCUGUUAUUUUACUGUAGAUUUAGAAUCUGUAUAGAGCAUUUCAAACCGUUUUGACAGUGCACACAUUUGCGACACAAUGAAAUGACUGAAAGAAUCAAAUAGAAUGCUUGAAAUAUGUGCCAAAUACUGUAUUUUAUGUAAAUGUAUGUUCACUCAGUGAAAUUUAUUUGUAUAUGUACAUAGAUUUUUUUUUUCGAAGAUAUUAUUUUAUACCGAUUAUCAAGAACCACUGUUUCCGCUAAGGUUCUACAUACUGAGCAAUAUGACAGCAUAUCUACUGCCUGUUUUUAAGUGUAUACAUUUUUUGCACCAAAUGAACCAUUUUAUUUUUUUUCACGUGAUAUACCAUGCUUGAUUAUUUUUUGUGUGCUAUUGUUGAGUUAAUAUUUUCCCAGAGCAUUUUUCUAUGACCUAAUUGCAAGUGUAAAUACUAUGCUUUUAACAUUUUUAACAAAAAAAAAAUACACUGUACCUGUCCUCACUGCAUGUUAUAUUAUUUUGCUAAAAGUACACUGUUGUAUCGUAUUUAAUGUCUCGAGUUUGAUUUAAUGAAAAGACUCAGCAGCUUUGAAAAUAUAAGACGUGAAAUAAAACUGAAAUCUGUUUAUGGUUGAGAGAAAUAAA